GAUUCGGGCACAAUAGAAGAACGAGGCACGUCCGCCCGCGCGACGCCCGCACCUACACGCCCGCUUAUAUUGAUACUUCGGUCGAAUCGUCGCCGCGACAUACCGCGACUACUGAGAAGGCGAUUGCGCGUAGCUGCGACUGUUGCCGACACGACUCUCGACGCGCUCUGAACGCGCCGCGGCUCCACCACGCGUCCCACCCAGCGCAACACCUUCACCCUCCACUCUCCAAAUAACCCCACACACGCGAUCGCACACCCAUCAUGCCGCCCAAAUCCCCCGCAGCAAAGUCGCCCGGCCGAAAGAACAAAGCGCGCCCGUCGCGCGGCGGCUCCUCACGCGUAUCGACUGGUUCAAGGCGCGAGAGUGGGAAGAGACUGGGCGCACCGGGUCCCGCGCCGCAGCGCACGAAAAGAUAUAGGCCGGGUACGGUUGCGCUGAGGGAGAUCAGAAAGUAUCAGAGGACGACGGAUUUGUUGCUUUUGAAGCUGCCGUUUCAACGAUUGGUCAGAGAAAUUGCACAAGGCGUGUCUGGCGACGAUGGGCCGAACAGGUGGCAGAGUCAAGCUUUGAUUGCGCUUCAGGAAGCCACAGAAGCAUUUCUAGUCAACCUCUUCCACGAUGCGAACCUGUGCGCGAUCCACGCCAAGCGCGUUACCAUUCAGCAAAAGGAUAUCCAGCUUGCGAGACGACUAAGAGCGGCUUGGGGCGCGCCGGUUUGAGGUGAUGGAAAGAUACCCAUGUUUCAAUUCUAGUUGUCUGAGAGUGUUGGCGAGACAGUUGACGCCCAACUCUGAUCUGGGUUUGAAAGAUUGGAGGUUACUAGGCGGACGAUUGGGACUGGCGUUUGUGGCGUGGCACCAUUGUGCGUGUUGGGUAAGAUUUGGAGUCUCAUUUUGGGACCAUUGUUUACCUAUUGUAGUAUCAUUUCGAGCUCGAUGAGCUUUGCGUUCAAG
Messenger RNA from Macroventuria anomochaeta, 956 nucleotides. Its product is annotated as histone-fold-containing protein. The coding region runs from base 264 to 722 and encodes 152 amino acids. The transcript has 2 exons. The record is from RefSeq and is a predicted model, not a curated record. Gene Ontology annotation, cellular component: nucleosome. Gene Ontology annotation, biological process: rRNA transcription. Lineage: Eukaryota; Fungi; Ascomycota; Dothideomycetes; Pleosporales; Didymellaceae. Gene Ontology annotation, molecular function: structural constituent of chromatin; DNA binding; protein heterodimerization activity.